Messenger RNA from Nasonia vitripennis (jewel wasp), 1338 nucleotides. RefSeq lists its product as uncharacterized. Gene Ontology annotation, molecular function: ribonucleoside-diphosphate reductase activity, thioredoxin disulfide as acceptor. Gene Ontology annotation, cellular component: cytosol. The record is from RefSeq and is a predicted model, not a curated record. Bases 1 to 1338 code for a protein of 445 amino acids. Gene Ontology annotation, biological process: deoxyribonucleotide biosynthetic process. NCBI's taxonomy places the organism in Eukaryota, Metazoa, Arthropoda, Insecta, Hymenoptera, Pteromalidae. The transcript has a single exon.
AUGGCUUUUCUUCACGCUCACUCUUGCGAGUGUGCAAAAUCCGAACUUGAUUUAUUCACUCUACCGCCUACUCAGACGUCUUUAGAAGGUACUCAAUGGAUUGAGUAUAAACCUGUGACUAGUAUUUCUGAAGAUUCAUAUUUAGAAUUUCUUAUUCCUGGAAACUCAGAUGAUUAUAUUGAUUUGGCUCAUACUAUGAUAAAUCUCAGUGUACGUCUUGAAAAAGGAGAUUCACCCAUAGAAGAUAAGACUUUAGUUGCUCCUGUUAACAACUUCCUGCAUAGUAUUUUUAACCAAGUGGACGUAUUUUUUAAUCAAAAAGCAGUUUCACCUCCGAGUAACGCUUACGCUUAUCGUGCAUACAUAGAAACAUUACUUAAUUAUUUAGAAGAAGCUAAAAAAUCCCAUUUGACGUGUGCUCUAUGGUGUAAUGAUACACCUGGCCAUAUGGAUGCAGCUCUACAGACACCUAGCAGUGAUGGAAAAACAGUUUUUUCCACUAAUUUAGGGGCUUGUGCUCGUCGUGACUACACUAAAGGUGGUAAAACUAUUGAUUUACUGGGCCAUUUACACGCUGAUGUUUUCAAUCAGGAGACAUUUCUCCUCAAUGGAGUAGAAGUUAGAGUUCGUCUUAUACGUUCCAAAGAAGCUUUUUGUUUAAUAAACUACGAGGCUGAAAAUGUAAAAGUGAAAAUUCUGGAUGCUUCAUUACGAGUACGGCGUGCUAAGAUUAAUCCCGGGAUUUUGCUUGCACACUCAAAAGCUUUAUCUAAAGGUACAGCUAAAUUUCCUUUAACGCGUGUUGAAGUAAAAUCCUUUACUUUACACACUGGUAUAACCGGAGAAACUUUAGACAACAUUAUUCUCGGUCAAAUACCAAAACGUAUAAUAAUAGGCUUAGUUUCAAAUAAAGCUUUUAACGGCAGUAAAAAAGAAAAUUCGUUCAAUUUUCAACAUUUCAACUUAAACUACUUGGCAAUGAGUGUAGACGGGAUACAAAUACCUAGUAGAGCUAUACAGCCAAACUAUCCAGAUAGAUAUGUAGAUGCUUAUCAUACAUUAUUUAGUGGCACGGGUAUUCAUUUUGCAAACGAUGGAAACGAUAUAUCGAGGACAGAUUAUCCCCACGGAUAUUGUUUAUACGCGUUUGACCUCACAUCUGAUCUAUCUGCAAAUUGUAAUACACACUGGAAUCUGAUAAAAAAUGGCACCAUUCGUUUAGAAUUACGAUUUGAAAGUGUUCUACAACAAUCGGUUAAUUGCAUUGUAUAUGCCGAAUACGACAAUAUUCUUGAGAUUGACUCAACUCGUCAAGUCAUCGUUGAUUUUGGAGGCUAG